AUGCUGCUGUUAAUGUUGGCAUUGCUGUUGUUGUUGAUAGAAAGGAAAAGAAUGAAUGAUGAAUUACACAACAGCAGUAACAGUUUGUCGAAAAGGCCUCAUGACGGAUCAUUACGAGCUACGAAAAAAUCAGAUCAUGAAAGACUAUUGUGUUCUGUAGACAUUGUACAAACGAUUGGAAUGGACAAAAAAAGAUUGAAUCGAAUGGAAAGUGACAUUUUCAGUAAGAAAUUCACUAAAUAUUGGCUGACAUUAAAUGUUAAAGUUUUGAAAGUUCUCGAGAGAGAAAUUAUUUGUUCCGUUAAAAGGCAAGGAAAUUUUUCUUUGAUUAUAAAUUCAUUACCUUUGGUCUUCCAUUUAAUUCAGAAAAGCAUAAUCGUUAAACGAGUAGUAUCUAAUCCCUUAAUGUCGUUUGAUCUCAAUCCACAAAGCAUUUUAUGUUUGAAUGAAAUAAGUUUUUCUCUCAAAUUAGGACAGACAUUAGUAUUAGCAAAGCAAGAGAAAUUUCAUGCAGCGAUUGACGACAGAAGAAAAAAGUUUCAAGAAAAAAAAACAAUAAGUGGAAAAACAUCUGAAGAAACUGAAACCCAAUCUCAAGAAUGGUUUUUUUUAUUUCAUUCUUCUACACUUUACCUUCCAUUCUCGUUUAGAGCUCCCGUUAAGACGUAUCUUAAGAUGAAAAAUGAUAUUCCCACAGUCAGCUUUAGCAAAACAUUCAACCAGCUCAAUGUAAAGCUGAAAAAUUGGCAGAAUAACUUCCGAGUCUACACAAGCAUGCAAAGUGCCAUGGGCAACAGUGAAAGUUUUAAAUUUUGUCCAUUUAAAAAGGAAUUGGAAUAG
Molecule: messenger RNA, 840 nt
Organism: Clunio marinus
Lineage: Eukaryota; Metazoa; Arthropoda; Insecta; Diptera; Chironomidae
Source: the annotation of a GenBank genome assembly